Molecule: messenger RNA, 1164 nt
Organism: Panicum hallii
Lineage: Eukaryota; Viridiplantae; Streptophyta; Magnoliopsida; Poales; Poaceae
Exons: 1
Coding region: 129-863 (244 amino acids)
Source: RefSeq, a predicted model, not a curated record
GCACUGCCAAAGACGCCGCCACUCACCGCGCUCGACAGCCACCCGCCUUAAUCCUCCCAACGCCCAACGCCGCCUCAAGCUCAGCAACUACCCAAUGCCGGCUGCUCCCGCCACGCGCACCGCGACUCAUGGCCGACGCCAAGCCGAGCAAACCCAAAGCCUCCACACCCUCCGCCUUCGCUGACGCCGCCAAGGCCAAGGCCAAACCGAAAGCCGUCGACGCCAGCGCCGGCAAGGCCGAGAACGGCGGCCUUGGCGCGGCGCCGCCGGGCCGAUGCCGCUGGCUGCGGUGGGCGUGCUGCGGCCUGGCCGUCCUCGGCGCGCUGGCCGCGGUGGUGAUGCUGGCCCUGUCGCUGACCGUGCUCAAGGUGCGGGACCCGACGCUGUCCAUGGAGUCCGUGGCGGUGCGGUGGUUCAGCGUGCGCUUCGACGCGAGGGCGGCGCGCCCGCUGCGGAUCAACGUCACGCUGGCGGGGAGCAUCGCGAUCCGGAACCCCAACUACGAGUCCAUGCGGUUCGGGGCCAGCGACACGGAGAUCUUCGUGGACGGCGUGGCCGGGCCCGUCGGCGUCGGCCGCGCGCCGCCCGGGGAGGUCCCCGCGCGCGGCGCCAGCCGGGUGACCGCGGACCUGGACGUGUUCGUCGACCGGGUGGGCUCGGCCGUGGUGGGCGAGGUGCUGUUCGGCGGCGGCGAGGUGCGGCUCGCCAGCCGCACGGCCGUGGACGGCCGGGUCAGCGUGCUCGGGGGCCUGUACGGGCGCCGCACGGUGCGCGUGGCCAUGCGGUGCCGCGUCGCGCUGCGCGUGUCGGCGGCCGUCGUCGUCGCCGGGAGCCCCGCCUGCGUCGCGGAUUUCGGCCGCUGACGGCUGGGCAUCAUCGGGGAGGCGCAGCGUGCGACGGCGGAGCGAUGCUUUGGUUGACUUGGUGCGGGGCCGUACGUGUGUUUGUGGGUGAGCCGGUAUAGUUUUUAUCCUCUCUUCACCGGCGAUGACCGGCGUAGGCAGUGACGGUGGCGGCUUAGGUAUAACCGCCGAGUGCUUCUUCCCUCCUUGUCAGUAAAUUCCGGCUCCUCUUCUCUUACCUCGUUUUGUACCAUACGAGUGCUGGCUUGUUUGUUUGUUCUAACAUCGUGUUGAAUAACGGCAGUGAAAUCCUUGGCGCAAA